UCGCGUCACGUCGCGUCUACAACACAAGCUGCUGUCUGCGCCCCUGGGGCGCUAUUGCUUCCCACCGCGCAUGUGACGUUUCCAACUAGUUUGGCAUUAAGAGUGACGUUUCGUAUUAUUCUGAAUGUAAGUCAAAUGUUGCUACACGACUCACCUGAGUUUCGUUUACUACGUGCGGUUUCGAGAAUAAUGCUGGCUUCAGUGUUUAAGACUGUUGUGUAAAGCAUGCUGUGUAAAGAAAUAAUGCAAGAAGAUUCUGGAAAGUGACGCGAAAUAGGUGCAAAAAAAGACGAAACGAAUAGAAAAAUGAUGUAGUAAUAUCGAAAUGCUCGUUUCGGGAACGUUCGGGCACUGCGCCAAAAUUGAAAACCAAUAAAUGAACAAGAGCCUAAAAUCAAUAAGUGAUAACUUUUCAGCGUGCCAAAACUUCAUACGGAACUACCAUCCGAUAACAUUAAUAGCUUUUCCAGUUAUUACAGUGUUUUAUAUAUAUUUGAUAGCAAAUGUCUUUAUCGGAUGUUCGUGUUUUCUCGAAGAAACUUUGUCCGUUUUCUGUCUCAGAGGCCGUGUGCAAGUUCACCGUUCUAAGUCGGCGUACUGAGCUACGAGUUGUAUGCGUGUGAGUUUGUGUGAUUUUUAGUUUCCCCGAACCAGAAAAUGGAUUUGGGUAGUUUCACGAGAUGAACAUGUAUACAUAAUUUUAUUUAUACGUAUAAAGUGUAAGUGUUGAUUAGUGCAUUGGUGCAUCUGCUCAACAGCUAGACACUAUCUUCCCUCCUUAUGCUACACUGAAAGAAAGUACUGAAGCUGGAAAACAAUUUAUUUGUUAAUUUUUUCUUCUAACGGCAACGAAACAUCAGACUUGCCUUCUCCCAAGGAGUUGCUUCCGUCACUAGAGGCAACAGCUGCUGCUGCCGGUAAAAAAUCCAUAAGAUAAAUAAAAAAUAUACGAGAAGGGGACGAAUAUAAAUAAGAAAUUUAUAAAGAAAAAACUGGAGGAAGUAGCCAAAGAUGAUGUUUGGCUGCUGCUCAAGUUCUUAACGCGUGUGACAGAGAUGGUUACGGAUGCCGAUGCAGGCAAGUCUCAUAAGUUCUAGAUUUAAUGAGGACGGCUGCUCUCACAACUCUCGUUUCCGCUGUGUCCUCGCCCUAAGAGUGGGCGCGCUGUUUGUCGACAACACUCAACUUCCGGUUUGUUUAUUCCGAGAGAGGCCCAGAGGCUCCAUACAUUCUUAUAUCUUCACACAAAUUUUCUGGCUUUAUGAGGCAAAUAUAAAUCUUUGUAACUGGUGUCAAUAUAGUUGCAUUAUAUGUGCACAGUCUUCUGUUAUGCGGGCGGAUUUCAAGUGAUCUAACAGCAACAUAGAAUAUGUGCUUUCUAUUGAAAGGCCUACUUUCGAAUGGCUUUCGUAAAACGUAAGGGAAACAAACGUUUCAAUGACCCGUAAGAAAUCUUAGUUUCUCGGAACAGUGUGUUGACCUCUAAGGACCGAUAAAUUUACCAUUAUUCCAAUGAGCCAUAAAUAUUCCAGCUGAGAUUUCUAGACUGUGUCAUGUAAGCGUGUAUUAAGUGAAAUAGGAGCAAUUCAUAACGCCUUGAGGAUAAUAAACAAAACGUCACCAUUCUAACUGAGCUAAAAAUCACAAUAAAGUCUAAAAACCUGAAAGGUUACAGAAUACUUCACUAAACUAAGGCGAAUUAUCACGUGUGAAAGAAGUUUUGAGUUGAACUUGGACUGACCUCAGUUAUAUAUUUCUUUGUGACAAGUGACUCUCUCUCUCAAAAAUACACACAAACAUAUUACAUCCUUUUUCUAUUAAAUAAUCGCUUCCUGUGGAUAAAUGUUUCUACACAAGAUCAUGACUAAGUCUGUUACAAUCUGCUAGCGUAAGCCAAAACUGCAAACAAGGCCGUGGUGAAGGCAUUCCGCACCCUAGAGAUUUGUUUGCUCGCCCCCAAUGUAUCUGGGGGCUCGGACCAUUACUUCGGGCAUCGACACGAAGAAGUCGAGGAAUACACCGACCGCCAUGGUCCAAUGGGCGCUCUCCAGAACACUUUCCCUACUUGGCGUCGCCAUUUUGGUACACCUCAUUGUGAUGACUUCAGUAGCCGAGAAAGGCUCCAGCAAUCUGGCUCGGGAACAGCGUAGCUAUGAGAACCAUAGGAGCACCAAACACAGGGUGGCGGACGCGGGGAACCUGGUACAAAAUAGCGUUAGCUCGUCUAUCUUCACCACUGAAAACUGCACUGUGGUCACCGCCCAGACUGCCAGCACCACCACUCUCCCCUGUGGGGUCAAGAAGUUUGGCAACGGAGUUGUGUCAUGGAUCCGACGGAAGGACUAUCAUUUGCUUACUGUCGGCCUGGCCACCUACAGCAGUGACGACCGAUUCCUGGUGGAACACGCAAGGCACCUACAGAACUGGGGACUUCAAAUCAAAUACGUUCAGCCGCGUGACGCUGGGUGGUAUGAGUGUCAGGUGUCCACACACCCUCCAGCAAGUAUAUUUGUGGAGCUCAAAGUUAUUGAAGCGGCAGCCGAGAUCCUGGGAGCGCCGGAUCUGCAUAUCAAGAGCGGCAGCAAGCUGAGGCUGGUGUGUACGCUUCGCCAGAGCACGGAGCCGCCCGUGUACGUGUUUUGGUAUCACGAGGAACGCAUGAUCAACUACGACAAGGAGCGCGGCGUGGCUGUGCACAGCGACCGCUCCAGCAGUGUGCUUGUCGUAGCUGAGGCGCAGAAGCGCGACUCCGGCAAUUACUCGUGCGUGCCCUCCAACGCCCGGUCAGCGAGCAUCAACGUUCACGUCCUCAACGGUGAGAAGCCAGCAGCAAUGCAGCACGGUAGCAGAAGUUCGGCGCCCUCAUUGCUGCACCCCGCAAUAACUGUUUAUACAAGUACAUGCGUCAUAUUGCUCUGGUCGAUCCUGGCCAGUGUGAUGCCUGGUACUCCUAGUGUUCCGACAUCAGUGAGGACUGUCAGAUGAUGAGAUACAUCCCGCCACUUCAAAUAGUGCUUCAUGUGUGACCAAACAUUUUCCAAGCUUCAGUGUAAAAUCCAGUGGUUAUCCUCCGUGAUCAAGAUCCUUGUCUUGGAUAUCUAUAAGAUGUAUAUUGUCUGACAGAAUAAUAAUAAUAAUAAUCCGUGAGACGGUGGGUCAGUCUCCAGACUGGAUGUCAUGCUUCCAAAAUUCUUUUCAUAUUCUUCAUCAUAUAAAUAAUAACAACUUGAGCUUUUAUGCAGAUAUCCUUUCACACUGUAAGACUGAAGCAUAUAACGAAUAUGUAGCGUGACGUAGUGGAUUGGAAAUCCACAAAAUGUUCGAGAUAACCUGGCUGAAUGUUAUUUAUGUUACUCACAAACUUUCAUUGCCAAAUAUGGACCAAACACUAUACUAAAAGGUAGGACCAUCUGAACGAAAAUAUGCAUUAAAAAGGGGUAUGUUUUGCUCCGGGUUUCUGUGUAACCACUGUGUUGCAAUCUUGAGAUUGUUUCAUCGCAAAAAGAAGUAACGACUUAUUUAUAUCUUUCUAAAAGUCGCUUCCGAAAUUGAGGAGCAUUCCUACUAUUGUUACCCUAAUGUUAAGAGUUCAACUUGUGAAAUGCCUCAUGAAGUUCCUGGUGGAUGAUGGCACUAAACGAAGAACACACAAAACCUAAAAAGUCAUUGGGCAACUGAGAAGAGCGACACAGCUCUGUUUCAUACGACAGACUGCAUGAUGUAAGAUGUGCUGUAUUAUUUGGUUACCUCUCAGCCUCAAAAUAGGAAAUAAAGUACUUUAUUCAGCCGGCGUUAAUAACUGGCCUAAACUUUCACUUACGGAGAAAUGAUACUCCAUUCUUGUCAUAAAGUUCUUUCCUUUUAAAACAACUGCAAUGACCUGAAAGCCCGAACUACUGUUUAUAUAAUAUUUCUUCCAUAGGUCAAGAAAUAACUGGUCCGUAAUGAAACAUAAGAGUUCGUAUUAUUGUUUUCCACUGCAUUCAUGUCAUCACACAGACUUACGUGACAAUACAAUUCUACAGACAACUAACUGACAUACCUAGCCGACUGACGAGGCGUCAGCUUCUAAAAUGGAAUAUAAUUAAAAUGCAAUGCAAAACUCACCUUUAAC
Molecule: messenger RNA, 4114 nt
Organism: Cryptotermes secundus
Lineage: Eukaryota; Metazoa; Arthropoda; Insecta; Blattodea; Kalotermitidae
Exons: 6
Coding region: 1960-2985 (341 amino acids)
Biological process (GO): synapse organization
Cellular component (GO): neuron projection membrane
Source: RefSeq, a predicted model, not a curated record